AUGAAGUUCGCCACUGCUCUCAUUGCCGCUGUGUGUGCUGCCCCUGCCGCACUCGCCUGGGAGUACAAAGCCACCUGGGACUCCACGUACGAUGACGCGGCCAACUCCGUAAACAUCGUUGCUUGCUCCGGUACGCUUGAUGCUGACGGCUACACGGACUUUGGUUCUCUGCCCGGCUUCCCCUACAUCGGUGGCGCUUUUGCUGUUGGAGGUUACGACUCACCCAGCUGUGGCACAUGCUGGGCCAUUACCUAUAAUGACACCACGAUCAACAUUUUCGCCAUUGACACCGCCGCGAACGGGUUCAACAUCGCCAAGACGGCGUUGGACGCGUUGACAGAUGGUCAGGCCGAGGAAUUGGGCUAUGUGUACGUGACGGCGACGCAGGUAGCUACGUCUGAUUGUAGCAAGUGGAACUGA
Molecule: messenger RNA, 420 nt
Organism: Laetiporus sulphureus 93-53
Lineage: Eukaryota; Fungi; Basidiomycota; Agaricomycetes; Polyporales; Laetiporaceae
Product: Cerato-platanin
Exons: 3
Coding region: 1-420 (139 amino acids)
Source: RefSeq, a predicted model, not a curated record